This is a messenger RNA of Zingiber officinale, 979 nucleotides long. RefSeq lists its product as uncharacterized. The transcript has a single exon. The coding region runs from base 35 to 841 and encodes 268 amino acids. The record is from RefSeq and is a predicted model, not a curated record. Lineage: Eukaryota; Viridiplantae; Streptophyta; Magnoliopsida; Zingiberales; Zingiberaceae.
UCUUCUUCCCCCAAAUCACAAACCGAUCCCAUCGAUGACGACGGAUCACACAUCCUUCUCGUUCUCCCUCCCCUCCGCCGUCGCAGAUGAGGCCCCGGCGGGGGGAGAUUACCCGACCGCGUCUUUCCGUAUGGAUUUACCGGAGGGGGCGGCGAAGGAAGGCGACGCCGUAGACGACGAUUCCAGUGACGAUUCCGACUUCGCUUUUGCUGUGGGGGACUCCGACGAGCUCUCCUCCGCCGACGCCGACGAGAUCUUCUUCGGCGGCCGGAUGCUCCCCGUCUACCCCAUCUUCAAUCGCGAUCUCCUCCCCGAUCCGGCAACCGAGGAGGAUGCGGAAGCGGCGGAGCAGAUUCCGAUCCGGCAGCUUCUUCUCCGGGAUCCGGCGCCGCCGCUCAAGUCCUCGACCAAGGCGCCGGAGGCCGCCGGCGAGUUCUGCGCUUGGACGCCGAACGACUGCAGGAAGAGCGCCUCCACCGGGUCGUCUCGCCGGUGGCGGCUCCGCGACUUGAUGAUGGGUCGGAGCCACAGCGACGGGAAGGAGAAGUUCGUUUUCCUCGAGGCGGAACCUCCGGCCCCAACGAGACCUGCAGCGAAGGAGAAGAAGGCGAGCGCCGGAGCCAGCCCGGCGAGGACGGAGCCGAGGAAGGCGGCGAAGAAGGUGAUGAGGGUGGCGGAGAUGGAUAUGGCCACCGCUCACCGACUCUUCUACGCGAAGGGAAGCGGAAACGAUCAGGCGGUGAAGGGACCGCAGCGGUCAUUCUUACCGUACCGGCAGGAGCUUUUCGGGUUGUUCGCACCCAUGAACACCCUCCAACGCACGCCGCGUCCCCCAUUUUAAUUGAUUAAAAUAUUCUCCAUAUUAUAUGGAAGUCUUUUUUUUUAAAAAAGUAUUUAUUUAAUUUCCUUUUCUUUACUUUCAAAUCAAAUCUGUAUAUUUUGUUUGAUAAAUAAUUUUCACUGAAUUUUGCCUACGGAA